AUGAGACUUCUUAUUUCAUGUAUUUUAAUACUUUCAAUUUUGGUAAACUUUAUCAGUGGUCAUGCUGUUUUAGUUGCACCAACCCCAUUUUCUACCAACCCAAGUAAAACUAAACUAUGUGGUGGUGGUACAAAACAAACUGUUGCACAAAUUACUUGGUGUCCAAACUCAAGCAAAACAAACAGAGCCACAUGGAAAAUUGUUGUUGGUGAUGGUGCAGGUGCAGUCACAUUUAAAUUAGCAACUAAUGGUGGAACAACAGAAGGUGAUUUCACUACCACAUUAACAAGUAAAGUUCUUUCAGGUAGUGAUCCAAAGGAAGUUGGAACUUAUUAUAUGGAUGUCAGAGUUCCAACUGGUACCACAUGCACAGGUACCAAUGGUAUUUGUACACUCCAAGCCUACACAGAAAGCAGUGGUUGGUAUUCAUGCUCAGCUAUUAAACUUGACUCAAGUGCUUGUGAUAAAGCAGCAGAAGAAACCGCUUUGGUCGAAUACAAUGUCCAAGUUAAAGAUAAUGUCAAAUUCUGUGAUCAAGUUGUCAACAAAGUUGUUUUACUCCCAGCCGGUACACAAUUAGGUGAAUACGAUCAAAGAACUCAAGGUGUUUUCAAGAAUAAUAUGGCAAAUCCAUUAGUUAUUGGACAAAAUUCCUCUCAAUGUGGUAAUUUAUAUGAAAAAGUUUUAUGUGAUGUUAGUUUCCCACUUGCUCCAGGUUCUGAUGGUAAACCAAUUUAUCAAGUAACUCAAAAACAAUGUGAAGAUUUUAUUGAAGUUUGUGAUGUUGUAUCACAUGUUGAGUUAUACCCAUGUUCAAUUUAUGGUGAUGGUAAUGGUUCAAAUUUAAUCAUUAUCCCAACUUUAUUAAUAAUCUCUAUUUUAUCAUUGAUUUUAAUGUUUUAA
Dictyostelium discoideum AX4 is the source of this 903-nucleotide messenger RNA. RefSeq lists its product as hypothetical. Gene Ontology annotation, cellular component: membrane. The transcript has 2 exons. NCBI's taxonomy places the organism in Eukaryota, Evosea, Eumycetozoa, Dictyosteliales, Dictyosteliaceae. The record is from RefSeq and is a predicted model, not a curated record. The coding region runs from base 1 to 903 and encodes 300 amino acids.